Messenger RNA from Neolamprologus brichardi, 760 nucleotides. NCBI's taxonomy places the organism in Eukaryota, Metazoa, Chordata, Actinopteri, Cichliformes, Cichlidae. The record is from RefSeq and is a predicted model, not a curated record.
GUGUCCUUUAACCAACAGUGUUUGAGCGUGGCGGCUAACAUUUCCUGUUCUGAGCCUUCUCCAGUGUCCCUCUCAGCGUGGCAGAAUCUCUCAACCUUACCCUGUCUUGUGUGUGGGUGUUUUGCGUGUGCGUUUGUAUGUGUGCAGGGUCUCAUCGCAUCAUUGAUACAGAGUUUGAUGAUGGUUUGAUAGUAGUGACUAAAGGCGCAGAGCGUAACUCCAGGGAGAGAGAGCGGGGCAGCACGUUGGCUGUGCCCGAGCAGCAGCGGCCCGUCCAGCACCGCUCGCGCUCGGUGUCGCCUCACAGAGAGGACACGUGCAGAGCUCGGUCUCGGCCUGCACACGUGCCCAUGCAAAGGAGUUUGGAUGAGAUCCACCAGAACCGCCACCACUCCCACUCGCCCUCCCAUUACCACGAGCCCCACUUGGAGCACCAACGCUCAGGUGACUCGGACUACGAGUACUCUGAGGACAGUGAGGUCCUGGAGAUGCACAGGUCUAUCCGGGGCGGGAGUGCCGAGUGCCUGCACACAAACAGAGCACACCCUUAUGGCAGCCCGACUUCCCCGGCGGGGACUCCCUCAUCAGGUCGCAGGGGCAGGCAGCUCCCUCAGCUCCCCGCUAAAAGCAGCAGCAUAGAGCAAGGUGUGUUGUGUGUGGAGAAAAAUUCAUAAGAAAGAACACGUAUCGCAACAGUUUGAUAACUGUAAUCAUUCACAUCAAAAGUGAAUGAUUACAGCUAUUAAACUGUUGUCAAAGU